Messenger RNA from Coturnix japonica (Japanese quail), 3377 nucleotides. It is a transcript of the gene TNFRSF13B, whose product is annotated as TNF receptor superfamily member 13B. NCBI's taxonomy places the organism in Eukaryota, Metazoa, Chordata, Aves, Galliformes, Phasianidae. The record is from RefSeq and is a predicted model, not a curated record. Gene Ontology annotation, cellular component: plasma membrane. Gene Ontology annotation, biological process: B cell homeostasis; negative regulation of B cell proliferation; hematopoietic progenitor cell differentiation.
GCUGCCACCUCCCGGUGCAGCGCAUCACUCCGCGCUGCCGCUCCCUCACGUCCCCCCCAGGGCUCCGGGCUGCGGGUGGCGGUGCGGAGCUGCAGGAGCUCGGCAGAAGGAGCUCGGCUGUGGGCUGUUGUGGUCCCGCAGCAUCGUGUCUGCAGGGAACCGGGCUGAAAGAAAAGAGCUCGGCACCAUCUGUGCGCUCUGCUCGGUUUCGAUCCCAAUCGUCUCCUCUUCGCCUUCUUGUCUCCCCCUUCUCCCCCCCCCCAGCCUUUUUUUGGAUCUCACGGGGUGCACGUGUGCAAGAAAUGCCUCGGUCAAGGUCCAGCCCUGAGUGAGCACAGGGAAUGCAGGAAGCAGCAAAACUGCCCAGGAAAGCCCAGCUCUGGGUACCGCUGUUUGGCAGCACCAUGUGCCACCUCAGAGGCCACAGCGCUGCUCAGAGGUACCCGAGCAGGGAACAAGGUCCCAGUCAUAGCAUGAGCUGAGGAUUUUGAAGCUGAGCUCACAGGGCCUCCCUCUGCUCACUGAGGAGGGACAAAGCACCCCCAAGUGCUUCUCACUUCCCUCUUGAGGGCUCACAGAGUGGAAACUGCAAGAGUCCCACUGCUAUUUGCAGAGGCAGGUUUCCCCCACAAAUUCCCAAGAGCUGCAGAGCUGCAGCUCCAUGUUGGCUCCGUCACACUCACAAUGCCAACAUUGCUUUUUCCUCUACCACCAGCCCUGCAGGCGGGCAGCCCGUGGAGCACCGAGCUCAUGGGCUGAGCCCGUCCUGACAUGAGAUGCUCCCAGCAGAGCCAUCCCCUGUACGUUCUCUGCCAUGAGCAAUGAGCUCCAUCCCACCAACACCAGCCCCACCAGCUCACGGCCCCACUCACACAGGGCAGGAGUUUCUGUGCUGAACGGAAAACCCUUGUUGCUGCCCCACUGAUGUUUAUGGAAAGUAGCAGGUAUUGCUCCUUCCUCCCCCUCCAGCUGCUUCUGCGGAACCAUCCCCCGGGCUGAGCUGAGUCACCGCUGUGUGCUGCAGUGCUGGGAGAGACUGACACAAAUCAACACUCCACCAAUAGAAAGAGGGGGAAAGAGCGGCUGUCCAGCCUGGUUUGCUUACUCUAAAGAGACCUAAUGGAGUGUGGGGAUACCCCCGGGUGUGGGCAUCGCUCCUCCCCGCUGUGCCAUCCUUCCUGCUCCCAUCGCUGCUCCUUUCCUCUGCAAAACCUGGGAAAGCAACAACACGGUGCCAGCUGGACCAGCUCAGGGUGCUCGUUUUGCUCAGCAGAAGAACUUUAGAAUCACAGAACAUCCCGAGUCAGAGGGGACCCAUAUGGAUUGUGGAGUUCAACCCCUCCUCCACGCAGCACCACUCAAACCCAGACCUGACGUCUGAGGGCAGUGCCCUGAUGCCUCCUGAGCUCCAGCAGUGUGGGGCUGAGCCCACUGCCAUGGGAGCUGCUCUAUGCCCACCAACCUCUGGCACAGAGCUCCCCCCUUUAUCCCCCACCCAGCCCUCCCCUGACACAUCUCUGUGCCAUUCCCUUGGAUGGAAGAGCUCCCAUGGAGAUGGGCGAUGCCAGGGACACAGAGCUGCACGGCCCAUGGGACCUCUCCCUGCUGCGAGCACCAAGACAUCUCCAUCGUGUGCCUGGUGACGGUGCCUCCCUCCCAUCCCUGAGCCCCCUGCAGAUCAAGGAGCCAAUACACUGCGCUGUGUGAGUGGCCAAUUUGCAUCGAAGGGAUAAGGGGAAGCCCCAGGAAACACAUGGCCCAGGCAUUAAUCAAAUCGACCUCUAAUUAUAAACCUGCAGAGUAGCACACGGGGCUGGAGCUGGCAGCACGAUGGCAGCAGCCAGGAGACAAUAAGCACUGCAGGAGAGCUGAGUGUCCCAGCGUUGGGCGCACCAACCCCACACACGGUUCCCUCCCCUCCCAAAGCCAUGGAUGGGACGUGCCUGGGAAGAGCCGCCAUGAACAACUGCACCAACCAGCAGUACUGGGACAGCCUCCUCUGCCUCUGCAUCCCCUGCACCCUCAUGUGCAGGAGCUCGGCCGAGCGGAGGUGCAAGGCGCUGUGCGAGUCUGCGGUCUGUAACAGGAGAGCUGGCUUCUACUAUGACGAGCUGGUGAAGAAGUGCAUCAACUGCAGCACAGUGUGUGGGCAGCACCCCAAGCAAUGCGAUGCCGCGUGUGGAGGAUCUCUGCUCUCCAGUCACUCCCCACCAGCCGCCCUGGUUUCAGCAUCACCUCCCGCGGCUGCACUGGAGCAGAAGGUUUGUGUGGAGCAGGAGCCGUGGCUGGUGGUGUACCUGCUGCUGGGGCUCUGCCUCUGCGCCCUCGUCUGCUCCCUGGUGCUGGGCUGGACACACUUGCGGAGGAAGGGGGAGGUGGGCUCCUGCCAGGCCAGCACCGGGACCUGCCACUGCCGGGAGGACCCUGCCAAGGAUCACCUGGUGGAAGCUGGCAGUGUCGGUGAAGGAUCCACGGGCAGCAAAGCCCCAGAGCCGGUGGAAACCUGCGGCUUCUGCUUCCCCGGCCACGGCUCCGCUGUGCAGGAGAGCAAACCGUGCCACAGCCCAUCCUGCCACGCAGGGGAACGAGCUGCUGCCCCUCACGCUGGGAUAUGCAGCAUGGGCAGCGCGGGGGCGAUCCCCAGUAACAACGAUGGCCACUUCAAAAUCAUCUGCUCCCCUUCACAAGAGAAGACGCCCACGGUGUGACUGCGGGAGCUCCUGCACCGGGCUGCAAAGGAGGGCUGCUCCCCAAGCACAGCUGAUCACCCUCUGCCUCCAGCACCCAGGAUGGAUGGGCUGAGCACAGCCUCUGCUCGAGGGCUGCAGGCACAGACUGUUCUUUUCCACUCACCCAAACUCUCCGUUAGCAGCGGCUCCAUCCUCCUGCUCAACCUCUGCAGGCACCUCCGUGUGCGCUGCUGGUUGGGGCUGACAUCCCACAGGGGCUCCUCAUCACAGCUCCUCCAUCAGCAUCGCUUGGCCUCUGCAGAGGGAACUGAUGCAGCUUCACACACAGGAGCAGGGGAACUGUGCUGGGCACCGGCAUCACUGCUGCAAUGGGGCUCUGCUGUGCAAAACCAUCCCGGGCUGAGAAGCCUCUGAAACACUUUGAGUUCUGCUGUGCUGCUGACAGAGCCGGGAAUGAUGAUGCUUGAAAGCUGCUAUGGAAAAACUGGGGGUUCAGUGCGUGGAACUUUAAGUUCUCACUAAUGGAGAGUGCAGGGCUUCUGCUUGGCGUGGAAUCACUCCCAAGAGGAGAUUCAAGGCCUUGAGUUUGUUUCUCAGACCAGAGCUCAAGACUUGAAAUAAUACAUGGGAGUGUCAUCAGAUGUGUGAAUUGGGGAUAGGAAAAUAAACUGCUGGAGGAACCACGAG